Molecule: messenger RNA, 1498 nt
Organism: Cinara cedri
Lineage: Eukaryota; Metazoa; Arthropoda; Insecta; Hemiptera; Aphididae
Source: the annotation of a GenBank genome assembly
AUGAGUAAUUAAUAUUUAUAAUAUAAUAAUAUAAUUAAACAAAAAAAGACUGCACCAUAUACAUUAUGGUUGUUACUUUAACCAUUGUAGUAUAGGGAUAAUAAUGUCUUUUGGAUAUUUUGGAAAAUUGCAAUAAAUACAGCAUUAUAAAAAUAAAAUAAUUAGUCAAUUGUAUAAAUUUCAUCUCAAUUUGCUAUUAUAGCUCAGGAAAUUUUGUUUGCUCGCGCCAAUUAAAUCGCAAAUUUUACUCAGCGAGAUAAACGUUUAUAAACAUUAUGUAGCUGAACAUUUAUGAGAUACGUAAUAACUGGUGAAUUUUGUUUUACUUAUCCUUUGAUUACACGUAGCUGUAGGUGAAGUGAUUUUGUCGUGAUAUCACCUCGUAUUUGGGAUUAAUUUCAACGUGCAUCACUGUGAAAAUUUUAUCCUAUUCUUAGUUGCACAUUAUUAUUAUUAGUUCAGAAUAAUUUCNUCAUAUAUGUGAAAAAUCUUUAAGUGAUUUACCACCAAUACUAGUGAAAAAAAAAUAAAAUACUUGAUGAAACUAUUAAUUAUUGUCAAUCUGAAAAUUUAGAUUUAGAAAAUAUAGAAAAUAUAGAAAAAGAAACUGAAUAUUUUAAAAAGCAGCUUGAUGAAUUAAUUAAAGAAAAACAGGUGUUCUUUGAAGAACUUGAAGAUAAUAUAAAAAAGGUUAAAGAUCACGAUCACUUAACAGGAAAAUAUCGAAGAGCUGCUCAUUCUAUAUGUAACUUAAAUUAUAAGGUUUCUAGAUUUAUUCCAGUAUUUUUCCACAAUCUAUCUGGUUAUGACGCACAUUUAUUCAUAAAAAAAUUAAGUAUUGAUAAAAAUAAUAUAAAAACAAUUACAAUUAGUGAAGAAAAUGAUGUAUCAUUUUCAAAAAAUAUACAAUAUAUACAUAUAAAUCCAAUUACCAAAAACCCUGUUUUAGAUCUGAAAGGAAAACCUAUUUUUAAAACAGUUGAAAUAUGAUUUCUUGAUUCUUUCAAGUUCUUGUCUAGUUCAUUAGAAAAAUUAGCUAAUACUUUAAAACCAUACCAGUUUAAAGAACUAUCUAAACAUUAUCCUGAACAAUUGGAUUUAGUAAAAGGAAAAUUAGCAUAUCCUUAUGAAUAUAUGGAUUCUCCAGAAAAAUAUGAUGAAGAAUCUCUACCUAAUAUAGAUAAAUUGUGCAGCUCUCUUACAUGUGAACAUGUAACACAGAAUGCAUAUGAAAAUGUUAAAAAAAAUAUGGGAAAGAUUCGAACUAAAAAAUAUGAAAGAUUUUACCAUACUUUAUAAUAAAAUAUAUGUAUUAUUACUUACAGAUGUAAUAGAAAAUUAUAGAGAUGUUUCAAUAAGACAUUUUAAGUUGGAUCCUGUUCAUUAUUAUAUAACUCCAGGUUUAGCGUGGAAUGCUAUGCUUAGAAAAACAGGUGUAGAAUUAGAACUAAUGAGAGAUAUUGAUAUGUAUUUAAUGUUUGAACAAGGAAUUAAAUGA